AUGGGUUGUGAGCGUGUCGGUGCAAUCGGAUAUUGCUUUGGGGCAAAAUAUGCCAUCCGACUGCUCCAGCCGGGUCUCUGCGAUGCGGCCUACGUCGCACACCCCAGUUUUGUAGACGCGGAGGAAUUGGGAGCAAUCCGAGGCCCGCUGACCAUUGCCGCGGCUGAAACCGAUUCAAUCUUCCCAACUUCAAAGCGCCAUGAAUCUGAGGAUAUUCUUGUCAAAAAUGGACAGCCGUACCAGAUCAAUUUGUUCGGUGGCGUCGAGCACGGCUUUGCUGUGCGCGCAGACAUCACUAAGCCGACAAUUCGCUUUGCCAAAGAAGCGGCGUUUCUGCAGGCAACCGCAUGGUUUGGACAAUACCUCUAA
Messenger RNA from Penicillium paradoxum, 369 nucleotides. RefSeq lists its product as uncharacterized. Gene Ontology annotation, molecular function: hydrolase activity. NCBI's taxonomy places the organism in Eukaryota, Fungi, Ascomycota, Eurotiomycetes, Eurotiales, Aspergillaceae. The transcript has 3 exons. The coding region runs from base 1 to 369 and encodes 122 amino acids. The record is from RefSeq and is a predicted model, not a curated record.